This is a messenger RNA of Ostertagia ostertagi, 186 nucleotides long. The record is from the annotation of a GenBank genome assembly. Lineage: Eukaryota; Metazoa; Nematoda; Chromadorea; Rhabditida; Trichostrongylidae.
AUCAAGUCAGCUUGGUGUGGCUUCCAGGACGUGAACAUCUUCGACAGUGCCCCAGUAAUCGGCGAACAUCCUCUUUAUAAGAAUCUCUAUAUGAUGUGUGGAUUUAGUGGCAGGGGUGCGAUGCACGCACUGGCAACCGGACGAGCUUUCUCCGAACGAUUAUAUGAUGGAGCAUAUGUGUUGUGA